Messenger RNA from Xiphias gladius (swordfish), 2646 nucleotides. Its product is annotated as pseudouridine 5'-phosphatase. Bases 38 to 733 code for a protein of 231 amino acids. The record is from RefSeq and is a predicted model, not a curated record. The transcript has 4 exons. Gene Ontology annotation, molecular function: phosphatase activity. NCBI's taxonomy places the organism in Eukaryota, Metazoa, Chordata, Actinopteri, Istiophoriformes, Xiphiidae.
GUCACAUUCAACGCGGAACUAAACCCAUGAGUCAAACAUGUCUGUAUCAAGUGGCACCUACAAACCUGUGAGCUAUGUCAUCUUCGACAUGGAUGGAUUAUUAUUAGACACAGAGCGACUUUACACCUUGACCUUCCAGGAAAUCUGUGAUCGGUUUGGAAAGCAGUACACCUGGGAUGUGAAGUCCAAAGUGAUGGGUAAAAAGGCUCUGGAUGCUGCCCAGAUUAUUCGGGACACUUUGGAACUUCCCAUGACAGCUGAGGAACUUCUCGCUGAAAGCAGACAAAUACAAGAAAGGAUAUUUCCCUCUGCCAAACUCAUGCCAGGUGUGGAGAAACUCGUUCACCAUCUGCAGAAACACAGUAUCCCCAUUGCAGUGGCAACCAGCUCAGCUGGUGUGACGUUCCAGUUGAAGACGAGCCGACACAAAGACUUUUUCAGUCUGUUUGACCACAUUGUUCUGGGUGAUGAUCCUGAGGUGAAGAAGGGCAAACCUCAACCUGACUCCUUCCUGGUCUGUGCCAGCAGAUUCAACCCUCCAGCCUCUCCAGAGAAGUGCUUGGUGUUUGAAGACGCUCCCAACGGCGUGAAGGCAGCACUGGCUGCAGGGAUGCAGGUGGUGAUGAUUCCUGACGACAACCUAGACCCCAGCCUUAUCCAGGAUGCCACGCUGCAACUCAGGAGCAUGGAGGAGUUUUGGCCGCAGCUCUUUGGCCUGCCAGCAUACGACUGAGCCAGAAACUAAUCUAAAACCAAACCAUAUAAUUAGUUCUUUGUGUCGACGACAGUGACGAUCGAGUAGAAAAACAAGCUGAUUGAUUUCCUGCAUUUCUUACCAUGUUGUGGGUGAAUACUGAUGUUUUUUUUUUUCUUGCUAGUUAAUGACAUUCAGCUGUUUUCUGACAGAUGAGACAUCACAUCAGUGAACAAGACCUUUAAGCUGUUAUACCUCCGGCCAAUUUAUUAGCGAUCAAUCUUGUGACUCGUUUUUGAAAGCUUUCUUGAUGUAUUACACAUAUUUUGUCACUCAACCUUAGUUGUGUCCGGAUAUUUAGAUAUCAGAGAUUUUUAAAUAUUUGCAUCCUAAACUUCUGCCACCAUCUUUCUACAAUGGUAGUGACAAGAAAGUCAUUUGUACUGCCUAAAAAGUUAAAAAACUUCAUUGUACUGUGCUGGAGGCAGAAAAAUCAGAGAUCCCAAAACUGACUUACUGUAUGUUUAGCAAGUGCAGUUUGUAGAUCAUUUGUCCAACUGUUGACAUUUGCAUUGUCUUACAUUAUCAAACAUCAAAUCAUGUGCUGUAGUUGCUCAGACCCUCUGAUUUUAAAAAGCUCCACUGUCAUUGGCUGUUUUGCACGGUCAAUCAUAAGUAUACAUUUUCAAAUGAAGUGAGCGUUUAUGCUAUGGCUGGGUAUCGUUCAAAACGUUUCCAUUUACAAUAUGGUGCUUGUGUUUUGGUUAAAUUAGAGACAUAUUCAAUUUUUCCGUACUUUGCAUUUGCAAAUCAAAAAAAGAUCUAGACAGGUUAAAAAUCAAACUGAAUUUGGUUAGACGUUUUUUUGUGUCUAGGUUACAUUAAAUUAUUUGUUCAAGAGCAUUUUAGCAACUCCGUUUCAAUGUGUCUCUCAGACCUGUUUCAUAUUGAAAUAUGAUUAUUUAAAAGCUGUUGAGACAUUACAGUAGAUACUGUAUAUUUAAUGUAGCCUAGUGUUCUGCUACCUCAACCAGACCUGAGCUUUGCACAGCAACAUGGCCCAAUCCCAACCCAAGACCUGAAGCUUUGCUAAGACCUGUUGGGUUUUUGUUAGAUUUCCGCCGUUUUGUGCCUGAAGCUUCAGGUCUUGGGUAGGGUUCGGGUCUCAAAAAUGGUACCGGUCAGGUUCAGUCUGGUUCAGAGCUUAAAGAUACUGGUAUGGGCUGUCAAAUCAGGUUUCACUAAACAAAUCAAAUUUUUGUCCUUGAAAUAGUGAGUUUGCUUGUACAAACAUUUUGAUGGGUUUUGUUUUAGGUUACACUAAGGUUAUUUUUUUUAAGCCUUAGAAAUGAAGAUUGUUGUUUGCAUGUAGUUCUAUUAUUCUGGUAACAUUGUUUCAGAAUUAAGUGCUGCAUGUCAUACCACAGUAACCAUUUUUAGCUGGUCAUUUUUUCAAUCAGAAAACAUUGUCUGGUCAAAGUAGGCGGCUCUUGAACACACACAGUGGAUCAGUUUUGAAUUGCCAAAGACACGACUCUUCUCCUCAGUGUAAUCCACUAAAGAGGCUGCAAAUUGUCUUCACUCUUUUUCAUCUCUGCUCAUGUCUGCCUCUGCACUUACGACAAUACAAAUGUACCCCUUCGUCUUGCCGAGCAGGCUUUAACGGAGGGCCCACUGGAGGAGCCUGGUGGCACAGCUCCCUCAGGCCGCUGAAAUAGGAUUUCACUACUCUCCCAUCCACUUCCCCUCCAUGCCUUCCUGGCCCAUCAUCCUCAAGGAGGGGGUAAUCCCCUCAACUGCUUUUUUUAUUCUUUUCCUUCUCACACACUCAUCACUCUGUAGUUUUACAUAUCAUUCACCCUCUCCUGGCUUGAAAGUGUGGUUCAUUUCUUUGUGUGUGUACAUGUUUGGCUUACAGUCUUAUCACUCUAUGAUUAAAGUGUUAAAAUGAA